AUGCAGCACGAGAUCGAUGACGAGGCGGACACGAUGGAGGAUGCAGUGGUGCUGCUGCUCAUGCUGUUCGUGCUGGUAGUGGUAUCCUUUGUGCUGGACCGGUAUUCGUGUAAUGUGGUGUCGCAAAGCGGCUUCGCGAUGGUCUUCGGCCUCGUUGUGGGGCUAUUCAUGAUCAUGGGGGACAAACACACAGCACUGCACACGCAUCUCGACCUGGACAACAGCCUGUUCUUCAAUGUGUUGCUGCCACCAAUCAUCUACGAAGGAGGCUUCUCCAUCAAGCGGCAGGCAUUCUUCCGCAACUUCCCAGCUAUCAUGAGCACGGCUGUGGUUGGUACUGUCGUGGCUGCCACUAUAACGGGCGGCGUGCUGUACCUCGCUGGGGCGUCGAAGAUGGUGACGAGGCUCUCGUGGGUCGAGGCGCUGCUCUUCGGCACGCUAAUUAAUGCUGUGGAUCCGGUGGCUACGUUGUCGUGCUUUAAUAAGCUGCACGUCCCACCGCUCCUGUUCAACCUCGUGUUUGGAGAGAGUGUGAUCAACAAUGCCGUGGCAAUUGCGCUGUACCAGACACUGCACAAAUGGGACGUUGGCACCGAUUUGAGUUGGAAGCAGUUGCUGCGAGUAGCAGUCAACACCAGUGGAAUGUUUGUAGGCUCGCUGCUUGUGAGUGCAGCAAUCACACUUUGCGGUGCCUUCUUGCUCAAGCGCAAGGUUUUCUCGUCGCUGCAUUUCUUCCCCAGCUACGAGAUCUGUUUGUGCUUGAUUUUCAGCCUGCUGACAUAUUACGUGGCCGACAGUCUGAAGCUAAGUGGCAUUGUUGCUCUGUUCUUCUCAGGAACCAUGACAGCUCACUACCAUUUCAACGUGCUCUCACGUGAAGCUCGACAUGCGUUUACGCAUCUGCUUCACACGAUUUCGUUUGUGUGUGAGAACGUCGUGUAUGUGUUCAUGGGGACAUCGGUGAUAAUGAUCUUUUCCGGUCACCCAGAGAAGAGUUUGGGUGCUGCGCUUCGGGUAGACGACAUCGACUGGCACUUCAUUAGUCUUACACUGGUGGCAUGCGUUGUGGCUCGCUUCUUCAAUAUCUUCCCGCUCCUAAAACUUUCCAACUGGUCGCGGGAGUCUUCCGACCGGAUUCCAGUCAAGUACAUGAGCGUGAUAUGGUUCGUUGCUCUUCGUGGCUCCAUCGCAUUCGCGCUCGCUAAGAACUGGAAUUACAUUGGUCGGUAUGGUUCUCACCGCCAUCUUAUAGAAUCUACCACGCUCGUCGUGGUGCUCUUUACGACAAUUGUGAUCGGUGGAAUAACUGGUCCGCUCCUCUCCAAGCUGCGUCUCACCAACCACCAUAGUGCAUUGAGGCAAUCUGAGCCUGAGCCAAACCCUGAUGGAGAACCAAGCUCCGAGGAGGAUCGAGCUCGAGUAUUACAACGCAGUACCCGUCACUUCGUGCUUCGUCGGAAUUCCAGGAUCUCAGAGCAGCACGCCGCGCAAAGACCCUCAGAGGGAGCUACCACGCGAGAGCAAGAGACUGAGUUGGAAGAAGACCCCGUGUUCACAUCACGACCGCAGUUUCGAGAUGAGGACUACAGUGACGAUGAGGGUGAGCGCAACGGAAACUCUACGACUCGGCGCGGCGAGACUCUGACAGGCGCGUUCAUUCGAAACUGGCAGACCUUCGACACGACGUACAUGCAGCCAAUUUUCGGUGGUCACCAGUCCCCUGCAAACCCAUUACCUGUCGACGAGGCGACCGAUUCACACGGACAGGUUGACAAGAUGCAGACGCAGAACGCCGUUUGA
Molecule: messenger RNA, 1800 nt
Organism: Phytophthora nicotianae INRA-310
Lineage: Eukaryota; Oomycota; Peronosporomycetes; Peronosporales; Peronosporaceae
Product: sodium/hydrogen exchanger 3
Exons: 1
Coding region: 1-1800 (599 amino acids)
Biological process (GO): sodium ion transport; regulation of pH; proton transmembrane transport
Cellular component (GO): membrane
Molecular function (GO): sodium:proton antiporter activity
Source: RefSeq, a predicted model, not a curated record